GUGGUGCUUCUGAACGACAUGGGGAAGCUUCAGGAAUUCGAGAUUACUUUCACUAAUAACAAAGUGGUCUACAACCCCGGGGAAUCCGUAUCAGGAACUGUGAGAAUUAAAACAAGCCACUCCUUACAGUUUAAAGCCCUCAACUCGAUGACUCUAAGAGGCCACACUUCUCACAUUAUUCCACGCCUUGCGUGGAGGCUGGAAUGUCACACAUUCCUCACAAACGGUGUUAAGAAUCUACAGCCCUUCAGAUAUUCUUGAACUGCACCCAACUGUCCAAUCAUAGCGCUGGUUUACUUGGUAACCAAAAGCCUUUGUGCCAUUAAAGUCAACUGUGUGGGGUCAUGUGGCAUCUCGUCCAAGCUGAAUGAUGCAUCUUGGAUGCUUGAGGAGAAGUACUUGAGCAGCACACUGUCUGUGGCCGAUAAAGGUACUCUGUCAGCUGGUGAGCACAGCUUUCCAUUUCAGUUUCUCAUUCCAGCAUCCGUUCCAACCUCAUUCGAAGGCCCGUUUGGGAAGAUUUUGUACAAAAUUAGAGCUUUUAUUGACACGCCACGUUUCUCAAAGGACUACAAGACCCAGCGACCCUUUUACCUUCUCAAUGUGCUUAACCUCAAUGAGUUGCCAGAUAUAGAGCAACCCAGCUGUGCUGUAACAACAAAAAAGUUUAACUACCUCCUGGUAAAAACAGGCACGCUCAUGCUGAAGGCCUACAGUGAUCUAAGAGGAUACACUCCUGGACAGGUUAUCAAACUAUCCACUGAGAUCCAUAACAAGUCCGGUAAAGACACCGGCUACGUGAUGGCCAGCCUUAUUCAGAGAGUGUCGUAUAAAACAAAGCGGCCAGUGUUUGAUCUGCGGCCCAUAGCAGAGGUCGAGGGUGCCGGGGUGAAGGCUGGUAAACAUGCAGAGUGGAGAGAACAGAUCAUCGUCCCUCCUCUUCCUCAGUCAGGCCUCACUGGCUGCAGCCUCAUAGAUAUUGAGUAUUUUAUCCAGGUUUCACUAAAAUCUCCUGAGACUGUGGUCACGUUACCCAUCUACAUUGGGAACAUUGCUGUAAACUUGACUCCCUCCAUUCCUCACCCCAUCGCUCAAGGUGCACCUGCCAUGCCUGCCAUGCCAAGCCUCAGCCCUGCACCCGUAGUCCCCAGCGCACCUCCUGCGGAGGACAACCUGGAGGGUGCGCUGGGUGCUGGAGGAGUAGACAGCGAGGAGAUCCCCACCAAGAGUCAUUCUCAGCAGGACCCAUCCGGUGUGCCUCUCUCCAUGUCUCCCAGUGUGUUCGGUCAAGCGUCUGGUCCGGUCGCACCGCAGCCUGCCCAGUCCUCCGACGGCUCUGCUCCUCUGUUCUGUUUGUCCACAGGGGCCACCAUACCUUUCUUCACAGACAGUAAUACAACGCCAGUGCCCACUUCCUGUCCCCUCAUCCUGCCCCCUGAAUACAGCACCUGGGAAUACCCACAUGAGCCACCUCCCACUUAUGAGGAAAGCUGCAGUAGCAACAACUCCAGCUUCAACAGUAGCAUGAGGUAGACCCUUAAAGGGCUGGCUUCUUCAUCAUGCCAUUCAUCUGGUGCCCUCUGCUGGACGGUACAGACAUUGCUGCCAUGCCAUAAACCUGGCCCUUCUUCUCCAUGAACCAAAUCUGUUUAAAACACAUAAAGGAUAAUUUCCUUAAUUUUUAGUUAAUCCCCUCAGAUUACCGUUUCAACAUUGGCGAAAGCAACCCUGAAACUGUAUAGGGAGAAUGUUUUAGUGCCUAGGAAGAUGUAGCACUCGAGCAACCCCAAGAUGAGACAAACACAGAGUUCUUGUGAAAUGAAUACCAGCAUCUGUAACAUUUUGAAGAGGAUACUUUUUCAUUCAACCAAGGCUGGCCUUAUAUAAAGCUCAUCACAAAACAUGCUCGGUAAAAUCUGAAUUGACGCAGAAAUAUAUUUCCGUCCGACUGAAAGUCUCGUUGAGGAAAUAAAUACUCCUCUGCUUGUGAUGAUCAUUAUGAAUCAUAAUGCACUCCAUGCUUAUGGCUCUUGACGAAGACGCUGGGCCACAGAGAAAGUUACUCUGGAAAGAACAAGUUUUAUUUAUUGAUGAUGUUGGAAGUUUUCAUUUGACUUUUUAAAAUCCAUCUCAUUACCAAAUGGACACUGUGUGGAUACAGCUCCGGAAUACCAAUGUAGUCAACCAUCUUUGAACACAUACGCCAAAUGGUAGCCAGUGUUCCUUGAAUGCUUAAGGGAACAACACAUUGCAUAUCAUUUUUAAAAGAAAACUACAUUCAUUUUGUUUUGCAGGUUGGCAAGAGAUUUUAGGAUGACACUUUGGACUCCUGACUCUGUAUUUUUACCUUAUUUUACACAAAACAAAGCAAAAUUUGUUUUUCUUUUCUGGGGUUUAUCAUUUCACCCUAGAAUGAUUAUUUCAAAGUCAUUUUUCAGACUGUGUGUAAUAUCAGUGCUGGUAAUAUGUUAGAUGUCAGAAAUUUCUGAAAUGCAUCAUUUGAAAUCUGAUUCGAACUGUACGUGUCUUUGUACAGUAUGUGACUUGUUUGGUUUUAUGCAUUGAUAUUUCUCAUAUUAGCCCACAGCGAUUGGAGAUUUAUGAUGGAUUUCCGGUGAGGCCUUAGGCUGUACUUGGAUUGUUGUGUACAAUCCUUUAAUAUGGCAAACACUUUUUCCAAAACACUCGUUCAGACCCUUGAACUGUUGAAGAAAUUGAAAAAUUGAAGCACAAAAGGCACUUUUAUAUGUUUGCGUGUGUGUGUGUGUGUCUUUGUUUGAGAAUGUUUUCUCAGUUCCUUCUCCAAAAUCAAAAUGAUCAAUUUCCAUUUUAGUUCAGUGUUGUACGAAGUUUAGUAUUUGAUUCAGUCAGCAAAGGAAGUCGGAACAGACUGAAUGAAGCAAAUUUAGAAGACUAAAUUAUGUGAUGUUCUCUAUCUUUUCACUCUGUCUCUGAGUGUUUGUUUAAAAUUGAUAUAGCAGUAUGUACCAUUUACAGUGCUGACAGAAAAAUCAUUUGGGUCAUUCAACAAAAAGGGUGUAAAAAUUACUUCAACAGUGAAUUGCUGAUGUGCUAAUAUGUAUAUUUCAUAAAAUGAAUUAACAAAAAUCCAGUAGCUUUAUUUUAGUUUGUAUUCAUCAUGAGGAUUCAUUUUCUAGCCUGUGUACAUUUUGAUGAAAACAAAAAAUAUAGACAUAAAAGCUAGCAAUUAUUCUCUGUCUAUAUAUUUUUGAUUUUACUGGACAUAAAAAGGAUUUAUUGUGCCCGGGUUAUGUGCUCCCACUGUUUGCAUCAUAUUUCCCCCUUUGAAAGAACCAGAAAAACUUUGUUGUAUCAACAUUAUAAUCCUUUUAGAAUACACUUUCACUUUAUCUUAUAUUAAGUUGCAUUUGUCAGUAGGGAAAAUUGGGGUAAAUUGACAGUCAGAUUGUAAUGAAUUGAUUGUGGAAAUUUUAUAUAUAUAUAUAUAUAUAUAUAAAAGAAAAGAUAUUUGUAGCAUGAAAUGGAUCAAUGCAAUUUAUUACCAGUUAAAAAUUAUAUAGCAGACAUAAUACAAAAAUGUACUUUUGAAUAAUCGUAUUAGACUGCAGAAGGUACUGAUUUUACAGAAUGACCCAUUCAUAUUAAUUUCAAGCGAUUUUGACUUUCCUGAUUGUAUCCCAGCAGGCCACUGUGACUUUUAACAGUGCAGCUAUAAACUUAAAUUGAGAUUGUGGUUCUUCACUGUGAGCAGCACUCUGUUGAAAUCCCAGCCGCUGCACAAAUGUUAAGAACAUUUCAAUGAAAAAAGAAAAAAACAUUCAAAUUCACAUUUUUAUUGUUCAUCAUUAAAAUCCAGUAAAGAAACCCCCUGACUUGAAUGCCUGUUCUGUAUUUUAAACCACAUUUUGCCUUAAAUGUGAAUCUGAUGCAUCCCUGGUCCCAUCGUAAUUGUAAAGAUAACAAGUACUUUGAGAUAACAUCGCAUUGCUUUUACUGUUCUCUACAUUUGCCUCUCGAGCCUCUUUGGCUUUCUGUUAGCAGCAGAACGAGUCAUAAGGGAUAGUAGAUAGUUAGUUGCUUUAGCACUGAAAGUAAAAGAAAUGAUAAAUGUGCGAGUUCUCCAUUUCUGGAAAUGCUGACAUUGCAGUAUGGACUUAUUUGUUGUUUAUUUACAUGUGCUAUGUUCUGUCUUUUCCUUUUCACUAAAGGUUCAACAGCUUUAUCAAGUUUCAUUUCAUCAUUGUGUGGUACUUUUCUUUCCCUGGAUUUACCAGCAGGUUUUGAACUAAAGUAGCACGAUUGUGGAUCAGUGUUCUGUGUAAAGAUAUGACAGAAUGAAACUUGUACAGCAAAUAAAAUCACUUAAAUUCUCAA
Onychostoma macrolepis is the source of this 4356-nucleotide messenger RNA. RefSeq names its product arrestin domain containing 1b (gene arrdc1b). The coding region runs from base 382 to 1533 and encodes 383 amino acids. Gene Ontology annotation, cellular component: cytoplasm. Gene Ontology annotation, molecular function: ubiquitin-like ligase-substrate adaptor activity; ubiquitin protein ligase binding. The transcript is spliced from 9 exons. NCBI's taxonomy places the organism in Eukaryota, Metazoa, Chordata, Actinopteri, Cypriniformes, Cyprinidae. Gene Ontology annotation, biological process: protein transport. The record is from RefSeq and is a predicted model, not a curated record.